AAAAAAAAAAAACUCGAAUUUUAAUCGGUUAUCGUUCAAAAAAAAAAAAACUGAAAUAUCAACAUUAAAUCUUACGGUGUGUGAAGCAAGCAAACUCUAACUGAACAAUAUAUAUGUACAAUAUACGAUUAUACGAAUCGAAUAAUCGAUUAUCAUAAUCAUCAUACACAUACAUCAUAGAGACGAACCAAAAAUGAAAUUCGUGAUUUUGCUAUGCGUGCUGAGUGCGCUCCUGCUGCAGAUUGAGGCCUCCCCGCUGCAGUUGCUCUCGAGGAGCGAACGCGCCGUCGCCCGACAGCAGGCGGUCAACAACGAUGUGGCACCGGCGGCGGCAGCAUCCAGCGAUGAUGAUGAUGACGACGAUGAGGAUGAUGACGAUGAUGAGCCGGAUCUGGGCGAUUUGGUUGAUGAUGAUGAUGAUGAUGACGACGAUGAGGACGAUGACGAUGAGGAGGAGGAUGACACGCCCCAGGGCCAAGCAGCGCCAGCGGCCACAGCCAGCGACGAUGAUGACGAAGAGGAUGACGAUGAUGAUGAUUAUCUGGACAGACUUUUCGAUGAUAUUCUAGGCGACGACGAUGACGAGGACGAUGAUGAUGAUGAGAGACCCGCUGCCAGUCCACAGCAGAGUCCUGCUGCUGUCGCUGCUGCCCCAGUUCAGGCCCUCGAGGAGGUGGCACCUGCCGCAGCCGGCAGCUCGUUGAGUUCCGGCAUCUCCGAUGGCGUCGAUCUGCCCGCGGAGAGUGGCAACGCUGUCGAGCCCAUUGCGGCUGGCAACGCUGUCGAGGAUGCGGCGGCUGCUGUGGCACCAGCACAGGCAGCCAACAACAACAACAACAACAACAACAACAACAACAACGAAGGUGCGCUGACAGGUGACGACGAGGAGGCUGAUGACGAUGAUGAUGACGAUGACGAUGAUGAUAUUAUUGGCGAUGACGUCAUCGAGGCCAGACGCGAAGCACGUGAUCUGAAAAACAACGUCAUCGACAUGUCGACGGAUGCAUUCCAGGCACGUCACAAUCAUUUCAUCGACGCCAUCUUCUCUCGCAUCAAUCGCAUCGUUGCGGACAAUUAUGAUCCGUUUGUGGUGCGUUUGGCGGGCCGUGCGGCUGCCACGCCCACUUAUGGAGCAGGAGGAGCUGUCUCGAAGACCACAACAAAGACCAAGGGAAAUGGCAGUCACAAGACAACAGCGCAUAAGAAACUCAAAAACACUCGCUCGGAGCCGCGUGCUGCCACAAAUGGAGGCUCCAUCGAGUCUGUCAAAUUGCAGGAGCAAUUGACGCAAUUACAGACAGAGCUUGGCCUCAAAGCCAUCGAACAGCGGAAGGUGGAGGCAUCGAAAUCAGAGUCCGAGUCAGAGGCCGUAGCUUCCGAUUCGGGCAAAGCGGAAACUCGCACCGUGUUCAAUGGCGAGCAGCUGCCGGCAGCCGGUAAGGCCAACCAAAAGAAAUCCACAACAGGACAGCAGCAGCAUCAGACUGGCCACAAGCACAACACAAAAAAGGCAGCGUCUGCGGCAUCGUUGAAGGCGGGAAGCGGCAGUUACAAUCAGCCAGCGGCUGUGGCGGGGUCAACAAAGGCGGGUGCAGGAGCGGCUGGAGAAGUGGAGAAGCUGCAAAAGGCCGAGGGCAGUCUGUCCGGACUGGCGUCGUUGAAGCGCGUGGGCAAUGUGAAGGUGAUCAGCGAUGCGGAAGGUCGCAAUUCGACCAUUAAGGCCAAAUUCACACUGGGCCCAUUGACACUGCGCGUGGAAAAGUCCUUUAAGCGCGGCAGUGUGCGCAGCGUGAAAAGUGCCACGGCCAGGACCAAUGAGAUGAUCGGACGCAUCAAGUUUAGUGUGCUGGAUGAUCGGGCCACCUUGAUGUCAAUCAAGGUGCAGCAGCCCAAACAGGUGGAGGUGGAGAGCAAGGACAAUCACGACCGUACACGCGAAUUUGUCUGGCGUCGCACGCCCAAAAUUGCCAAAUUGGUCAAUGAGAAACUCAAAUUGGCUGCCGAGUCGCUCUUUGCGCCGCAGGGCGUUGAAGUUGUCCGACUUUAAAGGAUUACUUUGUUUCCAUUUCCCUUCGCACAGCCAGCUAAAUGUAGUCUACUCUUAAUUAUAAUAUCUAAUUUAUUUAUUUAAUUUAUUUGCUAUCUCUAUCGACAAUAAAUGUAUCUCUGUCGCAAAUUGCAAA
Drosophila innubila is the source of this 2183-nucleotide messenger RNA. RefSeq names its product FK506-binding protein 4 (gene ect). The transcript has 8 exons. The coding region runs from base 194 to 2047 and encodes 617 amino acids. Lineage: Eukaryota; Metazoa; Arthropoda; Insecta; Diptera; Drosophilidae. The record is from RefSeq and is a predicted model, not a curated record.